UGUGUCAGUCCUUUAGUGCUUGCUCACCCGUUGGUGGCUGCUGUUGGUGAUCUCUAAAAGAAAUGCGAAAAGGUAGUCACGGGUAUGAGAGUUCCGUCCCUUAAACAAACAUGGCGGAAUGUGCAGACGAAAAUGAGGAACACACGUUGAGAAUAGAAGCUGCUGAAGUGAUAAAGGAAGUGGCAUAUGCUGUCACCUUUGUUGAUAUAUCAAAAAUUCUUCCUAGUUCAGAGUCAUUAGUGUAUUUAAAUUUGUGCACAAAGGAAAAUGAAACUUUCUGUGUGGAAUUGUCUGUGAAAGGAUUUCGGGUGGUUGGACGUAAAUUUGAUACGGUGAAUAUAUUGAGUGACUCUGCAAGAUUCCACGAAACUAUAUAUAGUCUACUUGAUGAUGUAAGCCCUACUUACCGAAACUCCUUCAGUGAAAUUUUAAUGCAGAAGCUACAGCAGCUACAACACCAAGAAGAGCAUGAGUCAAUGGACACAAAGUGACUGUGGCAAAGAAUUAUUCCAAAGAAAUAACACAGAUGAACAGAAACAGUCAAACAAGAAGUAAUCCCACUAUGCAAAGUGAAGCAUACUUUUGACAUGUACUGAUAUUGUAUUUAUGCAAACUGAAAUUUAUAAUGCAAUGACUAAAUGAGGUCCUGCUAAUGCUGGAACUCAUGGAGGGACGUUUAAUUUUUAACUAUUGACCUUUAUAUUAUCCAUAUUGUACUUUUGUGUCAGUAAGUAACAUGGAACUUAGCAGAGUUUCAUUGAACUAAAUCAAUGGAUUGAGUAAACAGGAAAGAAGGAAGCUCCAUUCUUAUGUGGACUAAAUGUCACACACACACACACACAGAAAAAAUAAUUAAGAUUUUGUGUUUUUGUAAUAAGUCCCCUCCUUACAUUUUGAAACAGUAAUAAAACAAGUUAGUUCUUCAGGGGACGACAACAAUGAUUAUCAGGAAAAACAGUAUUUUUAAAAUAAAGUUAUUGCUUUUUUUGGAUGCAUGCCAGUCCUUGAGAAUUACUUUGUUACUGUUAAAGAACCACAAACACUGACAGAGAGAUAGAGAAGCUACCUCUAGCAUGUGACAAAAAUUGAACACCAGAAAGCAUAAACAUCCAGAUUGUUUCCCCUCCUGCAAAGAGCAAUGAACACCUGAUUUAUCAAGGAAGAUUUAAUGUGGCAGAAAAUGAUUGCCCUCCCCCUUUACAUGCAAUCCUGUAAACAUCAACUAAACAUGCCCUAAAAGAUCUUCAUGCCCUGCCCUUAUGGCCACCUGUUUACAGACCUUUACAAUUAUAUAUGUAUAUACUUAAAUAUUAAGUGUUCUGUAUGAUGUGAGACUGGCAAGAGAAAAUCUUCACUGAAACUAAAAUGAAGUAAGGAUAAAUCAAGUUGUAUGUAUAAUAAAUGAGCAUAAUUGCUUUUUAGAAAUCCAGGAUGUGAUGAUGUCUUUAUUACUGAUUUUUUUUUAUCUGUUCUGAUGCUGUUCUAUCAAAUGCUUUUGAUAGGUUUUUGAAUUUUGUGUUGUGUCAUUUUAUGGUUUAUAACUAUUGAAGAUGUUAGAUUCACCUGAUACUUUUAAAUUCUAUAAACAUAUGAAAAUGCUUUUUUCCAGUUUAGGUGUCUUGAUUAGUUUUUAAAAAUUAAUGUAACUUUGCUCUGAUUUUAAUAUGUAUGUACAACAGUGAAGGUAUAAUAACAGACAUAUUUAAAUGAUACAUUUUUAAUACACCAUACGAUUAAUACUCUUCUCUGGGUUGGCCUAUUCCCUGAUUGUAAUGUUAAAUUGCUUUGUUUAAAAAAAAAAUCUCGUUUAAAUUCAUCAAGUUGGUGCUUUUACUUUUGGUUUAAAUAUUCACCUCGUGGAGAUUCAUGCUCUUCCAGAUUACAGAAGUUUCAGCAGAUCAUAAAACAGUUAUCCAUAAAUACAAGCUUAGGAAACCGUGAAUGUUGAUUAGAAUAGUAUCAUUCCACAACUAACCUUGCCUUGUACUGUACUUGAAAUGUUUGAAAAUUAUUUUCUUAUAUUGAGAAACAGAAAUUUUCUAAUUGGCUGUUGCCAUUUCUUCUCUGGAUUGAGAUUUUUUAUUUAUAUUUUUCUGACACUGUGUUCAUCACUUCAUGUUUUCACCUGUAUGCUGCAUGCUUCUGUUUCAUUGCCAUUAAAAAUGAAGUGCCUUAUUGUUAUAUUGUACGAAAUGUUGUAAAAGGAUAUUUUACUUGGGAAAGUUGCAAAGGGUUUUAUUGUUUUCUCAAGAGAGAAAUAUGUGGACAUAUUUAUUUGUAAUUUACAAAAAAUAUGAGCAUUCAUGCACACAUUCAUGAAAUCUGUAAUAUAUUAUUAAGUACUUCUACUGCUUAGAAUAAAUUUCUCUUUUGGCUGUUGUCUGAUGCCCUUGCCUGCUGUUCUCAGGUGUAAACAAGCUGCUUAUGUAGUGCUUUAUGGCAGUAAAUGUGUUCUGCCUUUCGAGGCCUAAAUUAGAUUAAGUUGGAAUACUUUAACAAUAUGUUGAGUAAAAACUUAAAACUGAGAUUUUUCCAGUUCUGUACUUGGUUGAUUAUGUUGUUAAUUUUUUUUUAAAGAUAUAUAUAUAAAAUAUUAAUGGUCUGAAAUAACUGAGCUAUGCAGUGUUGUACUUUCAUGUUGUGGAAGCUUUCUUGCCAUGUUGGACCAUGCAUGCUUAGCACGUUUUAGAUUCUGACCACAUAUUGUCAGGGCUACAUCAUUUAGAAAAUAUUUUGCCUUCCAUACUGCUAUAAUUUUAUGAAUGCAUAAUAGUGAUUAAAUCUUGAUUAAACAGCUGUUUAUCCUCUCACACUUAGGUAUAAGACAUACAAGGUGUUUUGGUCAAGACCUUGUCACUUAUGCAGUAAGGACCAUGAAAAGUAUGGUUAGAUCUCCUCCCCGGCAAGAUGAAGUUCAUCUCUGGAUGAGGUUGGCUGACUAGCUCUCAUUAAUGGUUGACUUGGCCUACAACACCAAUAACAAUUACGAAAACAGAUGUACUGCUUGAAAACAUCGUGUUGCACCAUGAAAUCACAGGGAUAUACAGUUUCCUUCAUUGCAACUACUGAUGGCUCUGAAUCUUACGCAGAACCUGCCAAGAAAAUCAAUUUUAACCCCAAACAGCGUCAACGUGUGUAAAAACUUCAUCUACUUAAAGUGAAAAUGGCCGAUGAUCUGGAGAAGAGUUACAUGUUGUAAUGUCUGUUAUAAGUUAGGUAAAUCCAUUUUUUCUACAAAUAGAAGCCAGUUGUUUGUUGUACUUCUUGUUGCACUAGAAUGAAAUUUUACAGCGACUGAGGAAAGCCUUGAAUUAUGAACUUAGAAUCUCUAAUGUGUUGCUGAAUCAGUUCAUGCAGCCCAUCAAGCCUUAGCGCUUGCCUAAGAUACCAAGCACAUCCAUUUUUUUUUAUGCUGGCUUUAAUGCCCAUCUGCCUAAUUGUUUUGAAUUUUAGGUGUAGUCAUACAUAUUCAUUCAACUCAGUCUUAAUACAUUGAAAUGGCAAUUUCAGUGUCCUGAGUAUUACUGCUGAUUAACUAGUUAUCAAAAUUGUCUUCUCAAGAACUGUCUACUAUCUAGGAAAAAAACUACUACAUUUUGAAGUGGAAUUAAUUCUCCAUGAGUUUGAAGUUUAUUUUUCUAAUGUGGCAUCAAGAUUGAGUUAUGUUGAUGUCUGUAAAUUUGUUAAUGUCUGUUGGAAUUCAGCGUACAAGGGAGACAAACUGUUACUUAUUUUGUUUUUUACACGCAGUUGGCAGGACGACUGUUUUGCCAUUUUACUUAGUAGUUAAGUUCAUUGAUGUGACUUAAGAGUCUAUCAGGACUUAGUAAUUCAGCUCACCAUAUGGGAAUACUUUUAUUUACUGUUUAGAUCAGUUUAUUUACUGUUUGUGUGCACCAGCAGCAUCAUUCUCUGUGAAAAAAACAGAGUGACAGCAGAAAAUGGCAGAUGAUGAACAACAGCCAAGGUUAAGAAUGUCCACCAUUUUAAACAUAACUCAUUCAUUCCUGUACAUGGAGGAUGUCAUGUGAUGUAUGUGCUUGCAAAGUUGCCUGUAUUGUAUUUUAACACACGCAGAGGUAGCUUCACUUUCUUGCAUGUGCAAGUUUUCAUGUAAGGAGCAUUUAAGACUUUAAAAUUGUGUUACUUUACAAUUAAAAAAGCAAUAUUCAAACUAAUAAUGCUGCAUAAUUUCCAGCAUUUAAAUUUUAGUAACAAAACUGUAUUUUUAAUGCAUCAAUAUUUUAAUGUAAGCAGCAAGUGAUAAAACAGUUUUUCACCUGUUUACAAUGAGAGCACCUCAAGUUUUCAGUUCUAAUGUAUCACAUUUACUACAGAUAGUAAAGUAUAAUAAAUACACUUGUUUCAUGACAUACAUUCACCUGUGAUUCAAGGUUUAUAUAGACUUGUACAUUCUUGGCAGAUGUUUUACACAUUUGACAGUAAAAUAAUUACGAAGAUCUUUCAGAGAGAGGUUGUUGGAAACUGGAGAGCAUAUUCUAGUUUAAUUAAAGUUCCAUGUAGGUAGUUGUAGAUUUGCCAAGCAUAAAGAAUAUUCUUCCUGUGCACAAAUGGGAAUAUAUUUUUUUAGCAUAUUAUGAUAUUGACUGCACAGUAUUAGUGUAUUUUGCUUACAGUAUUUGUACUAUGUAUUUUUGCUGUAAGCGGUGCUUGAGCAUGUGUGUUGUAAAUGAGAAUGUCACACUGUGUGUGACCUCUCUUGUGCAGAAUCUGAGAACCUGUCUAGAAAGGCAAAUGCAGUUUUUGCUUCAUUUGUCCAUUGUGAUUGUCAUUUAAAUGUUUUGAAUUGAUUUCUCCUCUUCACUUUCUAAAAAUCUUAAAUUUAUUUCAGUAGGAGAAAUGGAGCAAUAGCCACAGUAAUUACCUGUAAUAUGCAUCGAGGUCCUACAGUCUUCACAUAAAAGAAAUACAUGAUAUCCUUGUAAAUUGAACAUUUAAUGAAUUGUGUUGAGUCAGUAGUGGUCAGCAUCUAUUUUUUUUUCUUCUUUUUUUCUCUGCUUCUCGUCAUUAAUAAGUGUUCACAGUUAUGUGUUAGUCUUCCAGCAAUACUUAUGCUCCUGUAGUACUGACUAUGAUAGGGGUGCCUCAGAUCAACUCUAAUAAAAUAAGCUAAAUAAAAUCUUUUGAUUUUUUGGACGUCAAGUUUAACAGUCGCAGAAAAUCAUCUACUCAUUAAACUGAGCAUCACUCUUAUUUUGUUACUUUUUCUGCCCCACAUCAGUAUGCAUGAAGAUUUUUCCUGGAACAUUUGUUUGUAGCUUUGAAUGGUACAGAAAAGUGUUGUGUUAUGAUUGUAAAGAAUAACAAGAUGCAUAUAAAUGUCUGUAUUUUACCAGAAGUUAUUUUUCUCUGUUGUUAUUUUAGUUAUGAGCUAAUUAUAUGUAUUUUAAACUUUUUCCCCAAAUCUAUUGUACAAGUAACAAGCAUUUCACAUUUUAAUAAAGAUUUAAUUUAUACUCUGA
Pomacea canaliculata is the source of this 5483-nucleotide messenger RNA. RefSeq names its product GSK3-beta interaction protein-like. The record is from RefSeq and is a predicted model, not a curated record. NCBI's taxonomy places the organism in Eukaryota, Metazoa, Mollusca, Gastropoda, Architaenioglossa, Ampullariidae. The coding region runs from base 111 to 491 and encodes 126 amino acids. The transcript has 2 exons. Gene Ontology annotation, cellular component: cytoplasm. Gene Ontology annotation, biological process: regulation of canonical Wnt signaling pathway. Gene Ontology annotation, molecular function: kinase regulator activity; protein kinase A binding.